This is a messenger RNA of Macrobrachium nipponense, 1240 nucleotides long. RefSeq lists its product as uncharacterized. The transcript is spliced from 3 exons. NCBI's taxonomy places the organism in Eukaryota, Metazoa, Arthropoda, Malacostraca, Decapoda, Palaemonidae. The coding region runs from base 70 to 786 and encodes 238 amino acids. Gene Ontology annotation, molecular function: sequence-specific DNA binding. The record is from RefSeq and is a predicted model, not a curated record. Gene Ontology annotation, biological process: regulation of DNA-templated transcription.
CUUUCUUCCGCUUGAUGCUAAAACGGACUUUUGGGAAGACCAGCACACGUCCAAGAAGACCCUGAAGCCAUGGACAGAAGACCUAAGAAGAAAUAUGAGUUUUUCAAGGGUGGCAGAAUAAGUACCUAUGAUGAGGGAGACUACGACGAAGAGUACACAGGCCUCUCUGACCCUAACGAACCUCUCCUUGAAGCACCAGGGUACAGCGGCAGCGCCAGUUACGACCAAAGGUACGGCGAGUACCAGCCACCUAGCGGCCUCUACAGUCAAGAUGCACCGAUGGAUUACAGCUCUCACCAAGGCCAGCUGGAUUCAGAAUCGCACAGCCCCAUAGCCUAUCAAGAACAGGAGUACGCAGACUAUGGGGCUACUGGCUACUCGGACCCAAGCCAGCCAUCUGCCUCAGGGUUUCAGGGUCCCCCUGGACCUGGUGCCGGUGGACCUGCUCCAGGUCAAAAAAAGAGAGUUCAGACUUGUCGACUGUGCGCCAACCAUGGUUUAAUAGUAGAGAAAAAGGGUCACAAGCCAUUCUGCAAGUACCAGACUCCUCACGAUUGUAGGCAGUGUGAGAUCACUCUGAGAAUGCGAGAUGCUUCAGCCGCCCAGCAGAAGAUGACCAGAACUCAGCAGCCUAACAUGCAAGUCCAGCCCCAGAGAUCAUCCCCCUGUGGACCCCGUGAGUUUCCAAGAAUGCAAGAACUGGAAGCAGAGACCAAAGACAUUAUUGAUCCCGUUCUGUUCGCUGAUAUUAAUGAAAUAGUGAAGUCGAGGUCACAUCAACUUUAGCACUAGGCAAAGUAGAUGGCCUCUUUUUUUGUAUCACUAUGAGCUAGACCAGAAAAAAUAUAUAUCGUGUUACCUUCUAACAUAUAUGUAAACGGCAUAUAUAUAGUUAGGUCAAAUGAACAUACUAGCUGACUUCUCUAGCAUUACGUUUUAAAAAUCUGCAAUUGCUAAAUAGGUGUGCUUAAUUUCAUUAUUUUGAGAUUUUGCUGAAAUGCGAGAGGAGAAUUAUUCUGUAGAUUGCUGUAAUAGUACAAUUUUAAACCGUUUGUACUUCCCACCAAUAACUUUCCAAGCACUUCCCAAUACUGUAGCAGAAAUUCCAGGAACAAUAUGAAUUGACGGGAUUUCUUAAACUUCGUUCAUUUCGUAGCCACUUGAUAUCAUUAUCACCACAUAGGUAACCACUGUCAUUUUUACCUGCAUUUUUGCGUGGCAGCUUCAGCGACGGAAACUU